AUGUACGUUGUGGUUUCAGAAAGCCCAGAUCCCCUAACUAUCCUCAAGACCAUUUGUGAAAACAUUGUUGGGGGACCAGCACCUAAUUUCAGAAAUAUUGAGGACGCACAUAACCAAUUGCAAUUGCAAAAAAUAAAUUCAAGAAGAAAUGAACCAAUUCUGGCGGUAUUGGAUGACAUUUGGCGAUUUUCUGACCUGAAAGAUCUGUUAUUUAUAGGGGAGCAAUACAUGACUUUAGUAACCACCGGAGAUGCAAAUAUCAUGCAGUGCAUCCCAUUAUGGUUCAACAAAGGCCAUUAUCCCCUGCCGUCUUUGCAAGAGGAGCAUGCCCUGUCACUUUUCUGCCUAUGUGCCUUUGACAUGUCUAGCAUUCCAGAUACACAUAAUGAACAACUGGUCAAACAGGUACAAGCAGACUGUAAAGGUUUGCCACUAGCUCUUCAGGUAAUUGGUAGCUCUCUGAAUCGUCAGCCCGACCACGUUUGGAAAGCUACUAGGGAUGCCCUUGCAAGGGGAGAAGUUUCAGAUGAUAAUCAGAUAGCGUUUCUUCUUAAGCGCUUGGAAACAAGCAUAGAUAUUUGGGUGUAUGUUCGUCGAAUGAAACGGAACGAUGCUCUUCCUCUUGUACGGAAAUUUGAAGCUAGACAUCCGCUGGACAUGAGGAGGGAUCCCGGGACAAUAGUACUCACUACUCAGUGUAGGAGGCUAUAUAUGUCUCAAAAGCAAUCUGAAUUACCCCCAGAGUGGCAAACAGAUGAAGAUCUUUCAUCUACAGCUCAGAUUAUUUCCAUUCAUACAGGGGCAAUGAAUGAUACACAAUGGCCACAAAUGGACUUCCCUGAGGCGGAAGCUCUGGUUUUAUAUCUCAGCGCAAGUGAAUAUUGCAUUCCACCAUUUCUGCUCACAAUGAAGAAACUCAAGAUUCUCCAAAUACACAAUGACAGUGCAAAACAGGCAAAGCUGAGUGGACUGCCUGAUUUUCAAGCACUUUCUGAGCUUAAAUCUUUGCAUCAUGAAGGGCUAAUAGUUCCUUCUCUACAUGAGCAAUGCGAUGUCUCAGAGAAUUUGGAGAAAUUAUACCUAAGCCUAUGUGAAGGCCUUGGUAGGGAUACAAUGUUCAACUUUCCUAGGCUUAUAGAAUUUAAUGUGGACCACUGCAGUGAUCUAGAGGAGUUGCCGGCAGGCAUCUGUUCUUCAAAUUCCCUGAAAAUUUUGUCAAUUACUCAUUGCAAAAGCCUCGCAAAGUUGCCUGACAAGCUUGGAUCACUUAAGCGGAUAAGAUUGUAUCAAUCUGGAUGCUUGGAAGAGCUGCCACCAUCCAUCUGCAGGCUUGGAGAACUAGAAUUGCUUAACAUUUCGUGGGUUGAAGAUGAACAGGAGCAAAGUCCCUGA
Messenger RNA from Cryptomeria japonica (Japanese cedar), 1392 nucleotides. RefSeq names its product probable disease resistance protein At4g33300. The transcript has 5 exons. Gene Ontology annotation, molecular function: ADP binding. Bases 1 to 1392 code for a protein of 463 amino acids. Gene Ontology annotation, biological process: defense response to fungus. Lineage: Eukaryota; Viridiplantae; Streptophyta; Pinopsida; Cupressales; Cupressaceae. The record is from RefSeq and is a predicted model, not a curated record.